Messenger RNA from Cyprinodon tularosa, 2649 nucleotides. It is a transcript of the gene tpo, whose product is annotated as thyroid peroxidase. Gene Ontology annotation, biological process: response to oxidative stress. The transcript is spliced from 13 exons. Gene Ontology annotation, molecular function: heme binding; peroxidase activity. The coding region runs from base 11 to 2332 and encodes 773 amino acids. The record is from RefSeq and is a predicted model, not a curated record. Lineage: Eukaryota; Metazoa; Chordata; Actinopteri; Cyprinodontiformes; Cyprinodontidae.
GGCCGUGAAUAUGAAACCUUUCCUUCCAGUUCUGCUGCUGACGUUGCUCUGCAAACUUCCACCAGGGUUUCCUUCUGAGGACAACUCGACUUUUAACUCCUCUUCCUUCAGAGAACUACUCAUCUCAUCAUUCCAAGAGCGCCUUUGGACGGUGAAUAACGGUGGACAGAGACGGACAACUUCCCUGCACUCCAGGCUCAGCUUCAGGUUUAAUUCACACACUGAGUCUCAGGAGAUUUCCAGGGCUGGAGAGGUUUUCCACUCUGCUCUACAAGUCCUGAAAAACAGAGCAGAGCAGAAAUACCAAAGGAACGUCACAGUAUCUGAACUGCUGUCAUGGGAAGACUUGGAGCUGCUAGCAGAGCUGUCUCAGUGUCCAAAUGAGACAAAUCCCGUCAUCUGUGAAGGAGGUCACCACAGCAAAUACCGCACCGCUUCAGGAGUCUGUAACAACAGGGAACAUCCCGACUGGGGAGCAGCCAACACGGCCUUGGUCCGGUGGCUUCCAGUGGAGUAUGAGGACGGAGAGGAAGAACCCAAAGGCUGGAAUCCAGAACGGCUCCAUAAUGGAUUCCAUCUUCCUCCGCCUCGGAGCAUCAGCAGGGAAAUAAUAAGGAGCUCCUGUAAAUGGACAGACGAUGACUACUCUCAGCUGCUGGUGGACUGGGGUCAGUACAUAGAUCAUGAUGUAACCUUCACGCCGCAGAGCAUCAGCGGCGCUGCUCUCUGGACGGAUGUGGACUGCAAUAAGACCUGUGAAAACCUGCAUCCUUGUUUUCCCAUUCAGACUGAGGAUUCGCUCUGCAUGCCUUUUCACCGGUCCAGCCCAGACUGCCCCAUCAGGUCCAUGUCUGACAAACUCCAAACUCUGCAGCGACAGCAGCUGAAUGCCAUCACAUCCUACCUGGAUGCUUCUCUCGUUUACGGCCAUACUCCACGACUUCAGAGCGCCCUCCGUAAUCUCACGGGCCUCAAUGGAAAACUCUCGAUCAACAACCAAUUCAAGGACCAACAUGGAAGAGCUUACCUUCCCUUCGUCACUAAGACGCCGUCGGCAUGCCGCACAGAUCAACAGGGAGAAAGAGUGGAGUGUUUCCGGGCUGGAGACAGUCGGGUCAAUGAGGGUCUUCCUCUGAUUGCUUUGCACACUCUGUGGCUCAGGGAGCACAAUCGAAUUGCAGAGAUAUUGAAGUGCAUCAACGAGCACUGGAGCCCUGAGGUGGUGUUCCAAGAAACACGCAAGAUCAUCGGGGCCCUGCACCAGAUAGUAACAAUGAGGGAUUAUGUCCCAAAAAUAAUUGGUGUGCAGUUGUUUGAACGUUACGUGGGACCCUACCGGGGAUACGAUCCAUCUGUGGAUGCCUCGGCCUCCAACGUGUUUGCUACUGCAGCGUUCAGGUUUGGUCACGGCACCAUCCCGCCUCUCCUCAGCAGGCUGAACGAGAGCUUCCAGGAACACCAGCACUUCCCCCACCUGAGACUUCACGCGUCUUUCUUCAGUCCUUGGAGGAUCGUUAAAGAAGGUGGUAUCGAACCAACAUUAAGGGGUAUGAUUGGAUCAGCGGCACCAGUUGCUAGUCCAGACUCCCUGUUAGUGGAGGAGGUAACAGAGACCCUGCUGGUCCUGGAUUCCCCACAGCACAUGGAUCUGGCCUCACUGAACCUGCAGAGGGGACGGGACCACGGACUCCCAGGAUACAACGAGUGGAGGGAAUUAUGUGGCUUGAUGCGCGUAGCUACACUGGAUGACCUCGCAGAAGCGGUUGGGGAUCGCAGAGUUGCUGAGAAGAUACUUCAUCUUUACAAGCAUCCAAACAACAUCGAUGUUUGGCUUGGAGGACUCGUGGAAACCAUCCUCCCAGGCUCUAGAACCGGUCCGCUGUUUGCCUGUCUGAUCGGAAAGCAAAUGAAGUCUCUCCGUGACGGUGACAGGUUUUGGUGGGAAGCCGAAGGUGUUUUCACUCAGCAGCAGAAGGAGGAGCUUUUGAAAUCUUCUCUUUCUCGAAUUAUUUGCGACAACACAGACAUACAGGAGAUCCCUGAAGAUCCCUUCAGGUUUGGUCAGUACCCUGCUGCUUAUGUUCCCUGCAGUGAGAUACCGUCCAUGAGGCUGGAGGCCUGGAGAGAGGAGAAGAGUCAUGACCUGCAACUGUGUGGCUCUCCAAGGCAGAUCAAGAAUGGAGAUUUUAUAUUUUCCUCCAAAUCUGGCAAAUUGACCGCUCUGUACUCCUGUUACCAUGGUUUCAGAUUAGAGGGUGCCGCUGAAAUAGUUUGCGAAGAAACUGGGUGGAAUGAUGAGCCCCCUCUGUGCACAGGAGAGCAGCUUGGAUAAUUUUCAGACUACGGCAAAAAGUUGAUACAUCCCAGUGAACUUUCCACUUGUUUGAUCCGAUGGAGUCCAAAGUUCUCAGUGCUGCAGACCGACUGGACUUUCUCAUCGUCCCAUAUAUUGGCGAACGGGAUGAACGCUCUCAAAAGACUAAUUUUUAUGCUGCAAAAAGAAGCUGAGGGGUUCCAUAAAACUCUGAACGGCCAUAUCUGUCCAACAUGUCCCGCCACGUCUCCUAGGUUUCACCAAAAAGACAGUUAGCUUGAUGCCACACUGCAAAAACGAUCUAGAAAUAAGUAAAAGUUCCUUAAAUCAAGUAU